Fusarium vanettenii 77-13-4 is the source of this 786-nucleotide messenger RNA. RefSeq lists its product as uncharacterized. Gene Ontology annotation, molecular function: nucleic acid binding. Bases 1 to 786 code for a protein of 261 amino acids. The transcript is spliced from 3 exons. NCBI's taxonomy places the organism in Eukaryota, Fungi, Ascomycota, Sordariomycetes, Hypocreales, Nectriaceae. The record is from RefSeq and is a predicted model, not a curated record.
AUGCCGACUAAUACUCUCAGUUCGCCCAUUCUCUACCAGGCACGCAACUCCUCCUUUCUCUCUUCUCUUUACAUCUUUUCAAUCCUUCAUCUUGGUCCGACGCAUCAUCAUCCAUCAGUCUUUGCAGGAUUCCCAUACGCAUCUUAUCGGUCAAACAUCACCUUCUUCGAGCAUCACGAGCAACACCAGGAGGAGAAGCGACACAUUUUCCUGCCCUCUUGCCACGACUCAGCUCGGGGGCCCGGUGUAGGCGAAAUCACCAUACACAACGAAGACGAGCAAAUCACUCAGCUCACGAAUCUCGACCAAACAUCCAACAGAAUCGAGACAUAUCAUCACUCUCUGGUUGUCUUCAUCAACGGAGCUCGUCCUCAAGCAGGGCUUCCACUCUCUUGGAACGUGACUUUUGCCCCAACGUCACACCACAACCUCUCUGGGACUCUGGCUCCUGACACCCAUCGAACCUUCACUCGCGCCAAGCAAGAAGCCAUUCUCAGAUUCCUGGAAACUGUGAAGUCGCAGAGCUUCGACAGCCGGUGGCAAAAAGUCAUUAUUGCUGUCUCUAACGAUGCCUCCAUGGCAAGAGUAGUGGGGUUUCUGGAAACUGACGACUCCAACCACGAUUCUCACCCUGCGGGUCACCAGAUCACCGAACUAGGGACGAGCUUGGCCAUAUCCCGAGAGCUAAAGGAAAUACGGAAUAUGAAGAAUGGGCUGAGCGUCCAGUUCUGGCUUGUGCCAAAGAAAGAGAUCGUGCUACCUUCGCAGCCGCCUCCAACGAGUUGA